GGCGAUUGCAGAUGCUUGCAGACAGUUACAGACGGUUACUGACGGUUGCAGACAGUUACUGACGGUUGCAGACGGUGGGUGACGGUUGCAGACGGUGGGUGACGGUUGCAGACGGUUGCAGACGGUGGGCGACGGUUGCAGACGGUGGGUGACGGUUGCAGACGGUUGCAGACGGUGGCAGACGGUUGCAGACGGUGGCAGGCGGUUGCAGACGGUUGCAGGCCGUUACAGACGGUUGCAGACCGCUACUGGCGGUUGCAGGCGGUGGAGUCCGGUGCUGCAUGAUGCAGGAUGGCGCUGCUGCUGCCCCCUGUCGGUUCAGAGAUCUUCAGACGCUUCCAGCCCGACUCGCUGGAGAAAAUCCAACGACGACAUGAAGCCAAGGAGGAGGAACAGCAAAGGAGGAAGGAGAAGAACAUAGAGGUAGCAGAGGAGGAUCUUCCUAAACCAGCCAGUGACCUGGAGGCUGGGAAGCCCCUCCCUUUCAUCUAUGGGGACCCGCCCCCUGAGUUCCUCAACACACCAUUGGAGGAGCUGGAUCCCUUCUACCAAUCAGAACAGACGUUCAUCGUGCUGGGUAAGGGUAACACCAUCUUCCGGUUUAACGCUGAGCCGGCAUGUUAUCUGCUGAGUCCAUGCAGUCGACUGAGGAUCGCCGCCAUCAGGAUCCUCAUCCACUCUCUGUUCAGUUUGUUCAUCAUGGUGACCAUCCUGGCCAACUGCGCCUUCAUGACGCUGAGCAAUCCUCCGGCCUGGAGCAAGAUCGUGGAGUGAGUGAAAAUAAUUCACAUUGAUACA
Messenger RNA from Notothenia coriiceps (black rockcod), 798 nucleotides. Its product is annotated as sodium channel protein type 4 subunit alpha B-like. Lineage: Eukaryota; Metazoa; Chordata; Actinopteri; Perciformes; Nototheniidae. Gene Ontology annotation, cellular component: plasma membrane; voltage-gated sodium channel complex. The record is from RefSeq and is a predicted model, not a curated record. The coding region runs from base 292 to 774 and encodes 160 amino acids. The transcript is spliced from 4 exons. Gene Ontology annotation, biological process: neuronal action potential; sodium ion transmembrane transport; membrane depolarization during action potential. Gene Ontology annotation, molecular function: voltage-gated sodium channel activity.